Aricia agestis (brown argus) is the source of this 2411-nucleotide messenger RNA. It is a transcript of the gene Sb, whose product is annotated as serine proteinase stubble-like. The record is from RefSeq and is a predicted model, not a curated record. Gene Ontology annotation, biological process: proteolysis. Gene Ontology annotation, molecular function: serine-type endopeptidase activity. The transcript has 10 exons. The coding region runs from base 138 to 1853 and encodes 571 amino acids. Lineage: Eukaryota; Metazoa; Arthropoda; Insecta; Lepidoptera; Lycaenidae.
GACGCCGGGAGGUACGCACGUACGCGCAUGUGUUAGUGACAUGGUUCUGUGCAUUCGGAUUCCGUUACUGUAACAUCACACACGCUGUUGCAGACGCUACAGUGCGGUGAUGCGCCGCGAGCGCCAGCGUACGACACAUGAAUGCCGCCCGCGCACCCGGUGUGGUUGUGAUGACAUGGUGGUGGGUGGCGCUGCUGGCGCUCGCCGCGGCCGAGCCCCGCGCCGGCACCGGUGAGAUAUUCUACAGCUACCAGAUGUCACGCAAGUCGUGCACGGUGGGGGGCGCGCGCGGCGCGUGCAUGUGGGUGCAGGAGUGCAAUCGCGUGGGCGGCGUCCACGCCGGCGUCUGCGUCGACGGGUUCAUGUUCGGCUCCUGUUGCAGGCUGCCGGAGAAGCCGAUUGUGGAAGAACCCUCGUCGACGGUGGUGCUCACAGACAAACCUUACACAGCGCCACCUAGCACCACAGCGAACAUACCGACCGAGACUCAAACCAUCCGGCCGACCGAGACUCAAACCCCGCGCCCUCAAACGCAGCGGCCGUCGUUCAUGACCAAGCCGAUAGAUGGCGUGCCCUCGUCCUACAGCUACUUACCGCCUGAAAUAAAUCUACCCUCAAUAAGCAUAGACGCGAGUAGCGAAAAUAGUGAUAUAGUUCAUAAAGUUACGUAUAAUGUAAAUAAGUACCAAAAUGUACAUAGGCCGGGCGGCGAGGCGGAAACUAGUCCUCAUAACAAAAUAUCGUCUAGUCAUAGUCUAAUGGCGGGCGCGAGACCCAUGGCCGUCUCGGAACACCACAGUGACAACAGCAUUCCAACAGGUCACAUGAUGUCAAGACCAAGCAACCUGAACACCAUACACUGGCAAGUGACAACCGAACCGUCAUUCGUCACCAAACCGAAACCCUCCAACUGGGAGAAACCAGCCGGGAAACCGAAACCUACCAAGAAGUUUCCAACCACAACCAGUAAACCCUACAAGAAUUAUCUGAAACCCAAGGAUCCUAUGUCGAAUAUGAUCAAUAGGACAGACGAAACGACAGCUGCACCUCACAAGACAGCCACAACCAGUGCUGAAUGUGGCGUGACGGCGAUGUGGCCGCGUCCCGAGAUGAGGAUUAUGGGCGGGAAGGACUCCUCCUUCGGUCGCUGGCCGUGGCAGGUGUCUGUCAGAAGAAACUCCUUCUUCGGUUUCUCGUCGACGCAUCGGUGUGGCGGCGCUAUCCUGAACGAGGAGUGGAUUGUCACGGCUGGACAUUGUGUUGAUGACCUCCUAACAUCACAAAUCAGGAUACGCGUUGGAGAAUUCGACUUCGCGUCAGUAUCGGAACAGUAUCCUUACGUCGAGCGAGGGGUCGCUCGGAAGUCGGUACAUCCGAAGUACAACUUCUUCACGUAUGAGUAUGAUCUGGCGCUGGUGAAAUUGGACGCGCCUAUUCAGUUCGCCCCUCAUAUUUCUCCCAUCUGCUUGCCGGCGACCGACGAUCUGCUGGUGGGGGAAAACGCGACGGUCACCGGAUGGGGACGACUCUCAGAAGGCGGCGUGUUGCCUUCGGUCUUGCAAGAGGCGCAAGUACCAAUAGUCUCCAACGAGCGCUGCAAGUCCAUGUUCCUGAGUGCUGGACGACACGAGUUCAUCCCGGACAUCUUCCUGUGCGCCGGCCACGAGGAGGGGGGACACGACUCCUGCCAGGGGGAUUCAGGGGGACCUCUGCAGGUCAAAGGGAAGGAUCAGAGAUAUUUCCUGGCGGGUAUCAUAAGUUGGGGAAUAGGGUGCGGAGCUGCCAACUUGCCCGGGGUAUGCACCAGAAUAUCUAAGUUCGUACCCUGGAUACUACAGACUGUGAACGCGUAAAAAGAAGAAGAAAGAAAAAAGGUUGUUUUACAACAUACAAGUAAAGUAGUACCUAUGAUAUAUUAACAGUAAAAAGAAAACUAAAUAAAGAAAGUUUGUCUUACAACCUGAAAAUAAAGAAGAAUGACCAAUGUACAAUGUACAUGAUGAUCAAAAGAAAGAAAAAAAGGAAAAAGUUGUUUGUCAGCUCUACAAGGCUGAAACCGGCAUCUUAAUAUUUUUCGCAUGACACAGCUUUUGUGAAUGUAAUCCAAGUAUUAAGACAACCUAAAAGGACAGUGCAAUGCCCAAACUACAUUGGAAUGACUAAAAAAAGGUAUAAACAUGGAGGAAAUUGUAUUUCAGCUCUACAAGGCUGAGAGCGCCAUCUUGAUAAUAAUUUUUACAUGAGACGUUUUUAACGUUCUGCUGUCAAUGCCACCCAAAAUAUAAUUUUUGUAAGUCUGAAAUAUUCAACUGGUUAACAAUAGAAAAGAAAAAGGAAAACUUGAAACGUGUCCUUUUCUAAAAGACGCUAAAAGUGAUAAAGUGAAGAAAGGAACAGACGAACAGUGUAUA